Solenopsis invicta (red fire ant) is the source of this 2837-nucleotide messenger RNA. RefSeq names its product engulfment and cell motility protein 1 (gene Ced-12). The record is from RefSeq and is a predicted model, not a curated record. The transcript is spliced from 7 exons. Gene Ontology annotation, biological process: actin filament organization; cell motility. Gene Ontology annotation, cellular component: plasma membrane. Lineage: Eukaryota; Metazoa; Arthropoda; Insecta; Hymenoptera; Formicidae. The coding region runs from base 181 to 2361 and encodes 726 amino acids.
ACUGCAUCAUUCACACUCACAUCAACUAACAUCACUAUCGCCGCUGUCGAGAAUCGCUAUCAAUCGCUAUGACAGCGGCGGAGACAGGCGGAGACGUCAAAGCUCGCUAACGGAUUGUAAACAAACUGGACCGGCGUAUACGGAGCAUCUCGCCGUACGGAUUUCGUUCUUCCGUCGUUUAUGUACACGCAGGCAAUCAAAAUGCCGGUCCAGAAGGAUUCCAAUAUCGUGAAAAUCGCCGUUCAAAUGACCGAUCAGGUCCCGCAGCUUAUCGAGUUCAAUCAGAAGCAACCUUUGGCCGGAAUUAUUCAGGAAUUGUGCAAUGGAUGGGGUUUGUCUGAUGCAGAGUCAUACUCUUUGCAAUUUUCGGAAAACAACAAUCAAAAUUAUAUCACAGAGAAGAAUAGAAACGAGGUGAAAAAUGGUAGUAUUCUCAGAUUGGAAUUUUCACCGUCAAAAACGGCGAGCGAUAUUUUGGCUAAACUCAACAAUGGGACGGCGGAGGAGAAGGUAGCGGCUCUGCAGAAGCUGAGCACUCUCAGCAUAGACAUGACCUUUGCGUUGGAAUUUAUAAACAAGAAAGGAUUGGCAUUAAUUAUUUCACAGGUGGAAGGUGGAAAAUAUAAAGGAAACACGCUUGCGUAUUCUCUUCAGUCAUUUGUGGAAUUGAUGGAUCAUGGAAUUGUUUCAUGGGAUAUACUGGAAACGCCCUUUAUCAAUAAAGUGGCGAGCUAUGUGAAUAAUCAAUCGAUAACUCAGGACACCAGUAUAGUGGAGGCUUCUUUGAGCAUUUUAGAGAACAUAGUCUUGAAUUCAACAGGAAAAUAUGGACAAGUGGAGAAAGAAGUCACUUUUCCCAAUCUUGUAAUGCAUUUGCAGUGCAUGAAUGCUCAAAUUCAACAAAACGCGAUAGCUUUAAUAAACGCACUGUUUCUGAAGGCUGAUUUGAAUAAAAGACGAGCGGUUUCUGCUACACUACAAUCUAAACAAGUCAGGAAUGUGUUCUUGACAAAUGUCAUACAAUCAACUGGACAGGUUGGAGCGGAAAUGGCGCAUCAACUCUAUGUACUGCAGACGCUAAUGCUGAGUCUUCUGGAGCAACGAAUGAUGAUGAAGAUGGAUCCCCAGGAUCAAGACGCACACGACAAAAUUAAAGAACUUCGAAAAAUUGCUUUCGAUACGGAAGGUGCGAAUAGCGGAGACGUAACCGCUCGCAAACAGGGACUUUUUGCUAAAGAUUACAAGAAAUUGGGUUUCAAGUACGACAUCAAUCCUGCUCUUGAUUUUACCGAGACGCCACCAGGGAUGCUUGCGUUGGACUGCAUGGUAUACUUCGCGCGUAAUCACACGGAAGCUUACACGAAGGUUGUUCUCGAAAACUCGUGCAGAGCGGAUGAGCAUGAAUGUCCUUUCGGCAGAACAAGUGUAGAACUCGUUAAAUUGCUUUGCGAGGUGUUGCGCAUUGGCGAAGCUCCUAGUGAACAGGGUCAAUCUUAUCACCCAAUGUUCUUUACGCACGAUCAUCCCUUUGAAGAAUUUUACUGUGUCUGCAUAGUUCUGUUAAAUAAGACGUGGAAGGAAAUGAGAGCGACUACGGAAGACUUUGUUAAAGUCUUUUCUGUUGUACGUGAACAGAUUACUAGGGCGCUUCAGUGCAAACCUACAGGACUGGAUAAGUUUAAAAACAAGUUGCAACAGUUGCCCUAUUCGACAAUCACUAAUCUCUGGCAACAAGAGAGGACAAAUCGUGAGGAAUGGGAAAGUCAUGCGAGACCCAUUGUUGAACUCAGAGAACAGAUUACUCCUGAAAUCUUAGAGCUAAUUCAGCAGCAACGAUUAGGAUUUUUAGUGCAGGGUACCAGAUUCAUGAAAUACAGUGCCAGGGGACAACGAAUCAAAGAUAAAUUUUGGUACGUUCGAUUAUCUCCAAAUCAUAAAGUCUUCCAUUACGGAGACUGCGACGAGAAAUCAAUGCCAACGAUAGACGAACUUCCUACAAAAUUAGCGGUAGUCGAGAUUCGAGGUUUGCUAACCGGCAGGGAUUGUCCGCAUAUGAAAGAUUUGCAGAGACGAAAAACUACGCAUCAGUUGGCGUUUUCCUUGGCCUUGGACUCCGUUGAAGUAUCUAGUCUCGAUUUCGUUGCUCCCGACGAACAAGUUUUUGACUAUUGGACUGACGGCAUUAAUGCUUUACUUGGAAAUCGAAUGACUAGUAAAGAAGCUGAAAAUGACUUGGAGACUUUACUAUCUAUGGAUAUUAAAUUAAGACUUUUAGACGCUGAAGGGAUCGAUAUUCCGCAAGAUCCACCAGCGAUUCCCGAACCACCUCCAAAUUAUGAUUUUUGCUAUGAGUUAAAGUAAAAUUGUAAGUUGUGUCCAUCUAUUAUAUGUAUUAAUUUUUUAUAGGCAUAUUAAGUCAUUGAUCUUUAUUCGUAAAUAUUAAUUUUUAUAUUUGUUUUUAAUUUUUCUCAUAUUUUUAUGAUAUAGAUUGAGAUUAUUCUCUCUGGAUCGUAAUUUUUUAUUACAUAUUUUAAUGAUGUAGAGAACAGCAGUAUAUUUAACCAAAGAAACAUUUUAAAUUUUAUAUAUGUACGCAGUUUUUAUAUAUUUUUAAAGAAAUUAUUUAUCCAGAAAUCGUAUAGGUAGAAGAAAUCAUUAUAAUCAAGUUGACGAUCUUUUUACGGUAAUUUAAUUAACUUUAUAAGCAUUUGAUAAUAUAACCAUUAUGUCGUAAUAUAUUUUAUACAUUAAGAUUUUAUCUCUAUUGUGCUAUCAGUAUUUUAUAUUAAUUCCUAUGUGAGUAGACUAUAAUAUAUUUAAUAAACUGUAAAACUCAA